GUGACGUCGUUUUGUGCGCCGACAGUAGGAAGGACCCCGGCGCAGGUUGUCCCAGGAAGGACAUAGACAUGUUUGGGACAUCAGCGUUCCGUGGUUUGAGACUGUCCUGGAAAGCUGGGGUCAUUAGUGUGUCCCAGUUUCAUGUCAGCUCAAAGCAUGGGAUUCAGUAUGGCUACUUGGCAUACAUGCUGGGGGAAAGAACAACCAAACGAUUUGGACCAAACAGCAAGAUCAUUACAAUUGAUGGCAACUUGGCGUCUGGCAAAGGAAAACUUGCACGAAAUCUAGCAGAAAGGCUCGGUAUGAAGUAUUUUCCUGAAGCAGAACAGUUUUAUAUAGACAAGACCAGUGUUGAUGGAGAUCUCCCCCCCUCAACAUACGCUGGCCUUUGCAGCCUGGAGAAGUUUUAUGAGGACCCAAAGAGCCCUGAUGGAAAUUCAUACCGUGUACAGAGCUGGAUGUUUGGCAUACGCAUGCUGCAAUAUGCAGACGCUCUGGAACAUCUUCUACGCACAGGUCAGGGAGUGAUAUUGGAACGCUCUCCCUUCAGUGAUUUUGUUUUCCUUGAAGCCAUGUUAAAGAAUGAAUACAUUCGCCCACAAUGUGUGAAGCAUUAUAAUGAGAUAAAGGAUGUAAGCAUCGAUGAGUUCCUGCCUCCACAUGUAGCUAUAUAUGUGGAUGUCCCAGCUGCUGAUGUGUACAAGAAGAUUCAAGAGAAAGGAAAUGCUUUUGAAAAGAAAGUUGCUCUACCAUAUCUUCAGAGUAUUGAGGAUGCAUACAAAACAUCUUUUCUCCCCAAGAUUAGUGAGACAACUGAGGUUUUACAGUAUCCUGGAGGUGAUGCGUUGAAUGUGGAACAGGUUGCUGAGGAUCUCGAAUACGUGAAGAUCACUAAAGGUCCAUGGUUGGAGCAGAGUGACGUCACCUUCCAUCAUUUACGUCUACUGGUGCAAGAUAAAUACAAGGUUGCCAAUCUCUUUGUCUUGCCCACCUUUAUCCCAGAAGUCACAGUUGGAGGAAUAAUGUAUGACAAGUUAUACUAUCAGUACCGAAAUCUUAAAGGUAAAAAGUAUGCACAGGGAUACAAUGACGAUGUUGGUGACAAGUACAUUUGGCUGAAGUGAAAGAAAAAAUGGAUUUAAAGUUUUGUUCUGAGAAUCUGUUCCCAGUUACUUUACACGACUGCCUGGCAAAACUCUUAAUAUCGUCAUGGCAGUGUAGACAUGGUAAUAGUGCUGCCCUAUGAGCAGCCAAUGUCGUGAUGGAAUUUACAAUAUUUAUAAGACAGGUUUUGUCACCAUAAAAAAUAAAUAAACAAAUUGUAUGUCA
Messenger RNA from Rana temporaria (common frog), 1329 nucleotides. RefSeq names its product NADH:ubiquinone oxidoreductase subunit A10 (gene NDUFA10). Gene Ontology annotation, biological process: mitochondrial electron transport, NADH to ubiquinone. The transcript is spliced from 10 exons. Gene Ontology annotation, cellular component: cytoplasm. The record is from RefSeq and is a predicted model, not a curated record. Lineage: Eukaryota; Metazoa; Chordata; Amphibia; Anura; Ranidae. The coding region runs from base 69 to 1124 and encodes 351 amino acids.